AUGGCAACGCGCUUAUCUCCCACACACUUCUCUGCCUCUAUCGUUCGUCUCCUUUUGACUUCGUUCAUACAGGCGCCUCACCCACCACGCAUAAUGAUUCUCAGUGCGUUCAUUCUCCUUCUCACUCUGGUCACUGCUCUGGCCCCCGAAUAUGACUUCAUCAUCGUCGGAGGAGGAGUCAGCGGCCUUGUCGUCGCCAACCGUCUCUCCGAGGACCCCAACGUCUCCGUUCUCAUCAUCGAAGCCGGUCCAUCAGUCCUUGACAACGAGAAUGUGACCGAUGUCGACGCGUACUCCCGUGCGUUUGGUACCGAAAUAGACUGGCAGUUCAUCAGUGAAUCACAGCUCUUCGGCGGAGAACCACAGAUCCUCCGGGCCGGACGAGCGCUGGGUGGCGGGAGCGCAAUCAAUGGUGAAUCAUCCCCAUCCGGAUAUGGAUAUGAAUAUGCAGAAGAGCUAAGACUGCGUUUAGGAAUGGCCUACGUGCGUGCUGAGGACGUCCAACUGGACGCUUGGCAGUCCAUCGGCAAUGAGCGCUGGAACUGGACGAGUCUGUUUCCUUACUAUCUCAAGAGCGAGAACCUGACCUUGCCGACAGCCGUGCAGACGGAUGCAGGCGCAACAUACGAUGCCUUUGCGCAUGGCUCCCGCGGUCCCCUCAAGGUUGCUUUCCCACGUAUGCAGAGUGGUGAUAAUGAUCUGACACCUGCGGUCAACCAGACGCUUCACGCUGCGGGGAUUCCGUGGAACGUAGAUGUGAAUGCUGGGCGCAUGCGUGGAUUUAGUAUUUACCCCUGGACCAUCGAUGAGGAGGCGUAUAUUCGGUAUGAUGCCGCUCGGGCUUAUUUUUGGCCGUUUCAGUCGCGAUCGAACCUGCAUGCCUGGUUGAACACGAGGGUGAAUCGGAUUGUUUGGAGAGACGUGCCUGGUGGAGAGAACACCCGUGCAGCUGGCGUGGAGGUUACUUCACAGCAUGGCACUGUAAGUGUUGUGAUGUCGAGAAGAGAGGUGAUUCUCUCGGCUGGAGCGCUCAAGUCGCCCGCCAUUCUUGAGCUUUCCGGGAUCGGGAAUCCACGCAUCCUCAAUCAACACAACAUCCCCGUUCACGUCUCACUCCCAGGCGUCGGAGAAAACUUACAGGAUCAGAUGAACACUCUCAUGACAGCGUCGACCCAUUCACCCAUCACCGGCGGCAGAACCGUCACUUUCGCAUCGGCCACGGACAUCUUCAGUCAGGAUAUCUCCUCCCUCGCCAACCUCACACAUACCAAGCUCCCCUCGUACGCUGCCCUCGUCGCAAACAUGAGCAACGGAGCCAUGCAACCCGAACACCUGCGGGCUGUAUUCCAAGUGCAACACGACCUUAUCUUCAAGAACAACAUUCCCAUUGCAGAAAUAAUCUUCAAGCCCGGCGGCGAGAAAACCGUCAACGCCGGGUUCUGGGGCCUCCUCCCCUUUGCACGCGGGAACGUGCACAUCCGCUCUUCUGAUCCGGCAGCCCAGCCCGCGAUCAGUCCCAAUUACGGCCUGUUGGACUGGGAUAUCCAGCUGCAGGUUGCAAUUGCCAAGUUCAUCCGGCGGAUGUUUCGCUCUGCGCCGCUUGAGGGGAUGAUUGAGGAGGAAUCGAGGCCUGGUCUGUCGGCGGUGCCUGGGGAUGCCGCGGAUGAGGUGUGGGGGAACUGGUUGGAAGAUAACUAUGCGUCCAACUUCCAUGCCAUCGGCACAGCGGCCAUGAUGCCCCGUUCUCUAGGUGGAGUCGUCAACGAUCGGCUGCAGGUGUACGGCACGGCGAAUGUUCGCGUUGUCGAUGCGUCUAUUCAUCCGCUUCAGCUUUGCGGUCAUCCGAUGGCUAACCUGUACGCUAUUGCAGAGCGCACAGCGGAUUUGAUCAAGGAGGAUUGGACGGGCUAA
Messenger RNA from Aspergillus fumigatus Af293, 1911 nucleotides. Its product is annotated as putative glucose oxidase. NCBI's taxonomy places the organism in Eukaryota, Fungi, Ascomycota, Eurotiomycetes, Eurotiales, Aspergillaceae. The coding region runs from base 1 to 1911 and encodes 636 amino acids. The transcript has 3 exons. The record is from RefSeq and is a predicted model, not a curated record. Gene Ontology annotation, molecular function: flavin adenine dinucleotide binding; oxidoreductase activity, acting on CH-OH group of donors.